Molecule: messenger RNA, 1924 nt
Organism: Eruca vesicaria subsp. sativa (arugula)
Lineage: Eukaryota; Viridiplantae; Streptophyta; Magnoliopsida; Brassicales; Brassicaceae
Source: the annotation of a GenBank genome assembly
GUGUGCAGAUGUAUUUGUGGUGAAAGGCGAAGAAUCAUCAUGUCACUGAAGAUGGGAGUCGAGUUGUCCUUCUUCUAGGGUUUUUUUUUUUUUUUGAGAUUUGAAACCAAACAAACAAAUGUUGUGUCGGAGAUUGGUGCUUCAGCCUCCUCGUAUCCCACUGAGUCUUGGAGGUACUGUCACAAUUCCUUUCCUUCCCUCAUCCGAAAGAGCCUUUUCUGGAGGUGUGUAUAGAAAUCUCUCUUCUUAUAAAGAGAAAUUGAGAAGUGGUCUCAUCAAUAUCAACAAGGACGAUGCUGUUGCUCUGUUUCAAUCCAUGAUUAUGUCUCGUCCUCUUCCUAAGGUCAUUGAUUUCAACAGAUUGUUUGGUUUAGUUGCGAAAACAAAGCAAUAUGAUCUCGUUUUAAGUCUCUGCAAGCAAAUGGAACUGAGAGGGAUUGAGUAUGAUCUCUACACUCUCAACAUUAUGAUCAAUUGCUUCUGCCGUCUCCAGAAACUCGGUUUUGCCUUUUCUGUUAUGGGGAAGAUCUUGAAACUUGGGUAUGAGCCCAACACAGUCACAUUCUCUACUUUGAUUAACGGUUUAUGUCUCAAGGGUCUAGUUUCUGAAGCUGUGGCGUUAGUUGAUCGUAUGGUAGAAAUGAAGGUUAUACCCCAUCUCAUCAUACUUAACACUAUUGUCAAUGGGCUUUGUCUCCAAGAUAGACUCUCUGAUGCAAUGGCUUUAAUAGAUCGAAUGGUAGAAAAUGGUUGUCGACCUGAUCAGUUUACAUAUGGUCCUGUUUUGAACAGAAUGUGUAAGUCCGGUAACAAUGACUUGGCCUUGGAUCUUCUCAGAAACAUGGAGCAUAGAAAGGGCAAGCCUGACGUCGUCACAUACACUACGAUUAUCGAUAGUCUUUGUAAAGAUGGGAGCGUAGACGAUGCACUCAGCCUUUUCAAUGAAAUGGAAACCAAAGGGAUCAAAGCAGAUGUCUUUACCUACAACUCUCUCAUAGGAGGCUUCUGUGGUGCUGGAAGAUGGGAUGAUGGUGCACAGUUGCUGAGAGAUAUGAUUACAAGUGAAAUCACCCCAAACGUUGUCACUUUUAGUACGUUGAUUGAUUGUCUUGUGAAAGAGGGAAAGCUUACUGAGGCUAAAGAAUUGUACAACGAGAUGAUCGUAAGAGGCAUCUAUCCUAAUACUGUCACAUAUAAUUCUCUGAUAUAUGGAUUGUGCAUAGAGAAACGCUUAAAUGAAGCCAACCAGAUGCUGGAUCUGAUGGUUAGCAAGGGAUGCGAUCCUAGUACUGUGACUUAUAGUAUCCUUAUAAACGGAUAUUGCAAGGCUAAAAUGGUUGAUGAAGGUAUGAGACUUUUCCGCAUAAUGUCUCUGAGAGGAUUGGUUGCCAAUACAGUCACUUAUAGCACUAUCAUCCAAGGAUUUUGUCAAUCAGGAAAACUUAAUGACGCCAAAGAACUCUUCCAAGAGAUGGUCACUCAAGGUGCUCAUCCUAAUAUUGUUACCUACAAAAUUUUGUUGGAUGGGUUGUGUGACAAUGGAGAAGUAGAAGAGGCAUUGGAAAUACUUGAUAAAAUGCACAGUUGUAAGAUGGAACUAGAUAUUGGUAUAUAUAAUAUCAUCAUUCACGGGAUUUGCAAUGCUAGUAAGAUCGAUGAUGCUUGGGAUCUAUUCUGUAGCCUACCUUUGAAAGGAGUGAAGCCUGAUGUUAAGACGUACAACAUAAUGAUUGGAGGACUAUGUAAGAAAGGCUCAUUGUCUGAAGCGGGCCUGUUGUUUAAGAAAAUGGAAGAGGAUGGGAUUGCGCCAGAUGAUUGUACAUACAACACUCUUAUCAGGGCACAUCUCCGAGAUGGUGACUUAACAAAAUCAGCUGAACUCAUCGAAGAAAUGAAGAGAGGUGUAUUUGGGCUUAUUAGUUGA